This is a messenger RNA of Blepharisma stoltei, 219 nucleotides long. The record is from the annotation of a GenBank genome assembly. NCBI's taxonomy places the organism in Eukaryota, Ciliophora, Heterotrichea, Heterotrichida, Blepharismidae.
AUGGAUACUUUAUGUAGAUAUUGCGGAGUAUUUGAAGCUUAUUACCAAUGUGACUCCUGCAAAAAACAAUUUUGUAUUGAAGACUGAUUUAAAGCUCACCCCAAAGCUUUACACCAACAACUCAGAAUUAUUUUGCCAAUUAAUAAAAAAUCAAGCGAGACAUUAUUGAAAUUGUUAGAAUUCAUAAAGAAAGAAUCUUUAAUAUUUUUAAUUGCAUAA